Aspergillus welwitschiae is the source of this 1182-nucleotide messenger RNA. Its product is annotated as cyclic nucleotide-binding domain-containing protein. The record is from RefSeq and is a predicted model, not a curated record. The coding region runs from base 1 to 1092 and encodes 363 amino acids. Gene Ontology annotation, cellular component: nucleus; cAMP-dependent protein kinase complex. NCBI's taxonomy places the organism in Eukaryota, Fungi, Ascomycota, Eurotiomycetes, Eurotiales, Aspergillaceae. The transcript is spliced from 2 exons. Gene Ontology annotation, molecular function: cAMP-dependent protein kinase regulator activity. Gene Ontology annotation, biological process: regulation of protein phosphorylation.
AUGCCUGGACGGGUUGAAGCAGAGCAUUGCAGCCAUGUCGGCGGUUCUCCAACAUUAGCACCAGAAGGACACCCAGAGGUAUCCGUGCCUCUCUCAUUCCAGGACCCAUUUACCCUCUGUCCCCGGGCGAGCACAUUGCCAGGUUCCGGUGAUGACAUGCCCCCGUCGUCUGAUACAUCCCAUUAUAUCUUGCCUCGACGCAAUUCUGUGUCCGCGGAAUCCUUCGUGCCCGGCCAGCAGAGCUUGCCAAGCACCAGCUUUGAUAUGACCGAGGAACAAGCCCAUCGUCUCGUGCGCGCGGUGAAAGAAGUCUUUCUCUUCUCCGCCCUGGACAAUGAGCAAUAUGCACAAUUAUUGAGAGCCUUUGUCGGAAAGGCCGUUCCUAUCAAGGGCACCAAUGUUAUCACACAAGGCGACAUAGGUGACAACUUCUACAUCGUCGAGAAAGGCACCUUCGACAUCUACAUCACCCUCGCCUCCACCCCACAGCCAACCACCCCCAGCAUCGGCACCAAACAUGGAUCCGCCCACCCCGGCGACUUCUUCGGCGAGCUCGCACUGCUAUACAAUGCCCCUCGCGCCGCAACCAUCAUCUCCACCGAGCCGGACUGUCACCUCUGGGCUCUCGACGGCGUAUCCUUCCGUCGCAUCAUGGCGGAAUCCGCAUUCGCCCGUCGACGAGUGCACGCCUCUUUUCUAGAACGUGUCCCGCUCCUGGCCGGGCUGUCUGGGCGGCAGCGUUCAAGGAUCGCAGAGGCGCUGCAGACUCGGCGGUAUUGCGCUGGAGAUACCAUCAUCCGACAGGGGGACCUGGGUAAUGAUUUCUUCCUUCUCGUGUCGGGAGAGGCUCGCGCCUAUAAAGUGGGGUUCGUGGGGAGCGUGAAGACGUACACGUCGGGCGGGUGGUUUGGGGAGCGCGCUUUCCGGAAGAAUGCGCCACGAGCUGCGAGUAUCGUGGCUGUCACGGAUGUGGUUGUCGCGGUGCUGGAUCGGGAUGCGUUUGCGCGGUUGCUGGGUCCGGUGGAGGAGAUUAUGGGGAACACGCAGUAUGAGGGCGUUGUUGAUGAGGAGGAGGUGGUGCGGAUGGGGUGAGAUACAAGGGGUCUGUUAUGAUUUACAGAUCGAUUUGUUAUACUGAAAAUUCAUCAGUAGAGAUAUUAAACGACUAGCUGUUAUCUGAUG